Messenger RNA from Onychomys torridus (southern grasshopper mouse), 4384 nucleotides. It is a transcript of the gene Itpripl2, whose product is annotated as ITPRIP like 2. Lineage: Eukaryota; Metazoa; Chordata; Mammalia; Rodentia; Cricetidae. Bases 603 to 2210 code for a protein of 535 amino acids. The record is from RefSeq and is a predicted model, not a curated record. The transcript has a single exon.
AGUAACUGCGGGAUCCGAUGCAGCCACCGCCCCGGAACCAGGCCUUCCCUGUUCUGCCUUCCAGGAGGGGGCCUGGGAGUAGUCCUCGGGAGUGUAGUCUCCCGCACGUCCCGAAGUCCCUCUGGCCACCCGGCGUCGAUCCAGGCGGAGGCCGGGAGGGGGCCGCCCUCCCUGCGAGGCUCCAGACUCAGGCAUUUCCUCCCGGCUGCCCAGCGCGGCCUUUCCCUCCGAAAGAAGAAAAUUCGGGGGCCGGAGUAACUCAGCCGAUCGCCUCCGUGUGCAGCGGCUACGGAGCCAGGAGGGCCGCCCAGGGUAGGGUAGGAGUCCUGAGCAGAAGCUGGCGAGGGCAGUGCGGCGGGGACUGAGCGGGACUGGGACAGGGCGCGGCCAAGGGCCGGAGUGUGCUGCGCGGGCGGCGCCUGGAAGGGGAACUUGAGCUGGGAGAGGAGGCAGAGCAGCGGGGCUGCUGGUCCCGGCGCUGCGAGCGGGGAGCCGCCUCCAAGGCCAAGGACACGGGGGCCGCGGGGCCGCCGGGGCGCUGCGCGCAUGCUGAGCAGGGGCCAUCACCCGGGCUCGCGCCCUGGGCCGCCCGGGCUCCCGGCAUGUCGGUGCGGUACACGCUCAACCUGAAGGUCUUCUGGCCGGUGGUGACCGGGCUAUGCACGGCGCUGGUGUGCCUAUACCAUGCCCUGCGCAGCAGCGAGGGCGCCCGGGCCGAGCCACCCGACGGCGCAGAUAGCGGCUUCCCGCUGCUCAAGGUGGCUAUCCUUCUUAUCCUUGGCUACAUUCUCCUACGAUGUCGCCACACCAUCCGCCAGCACCUCUUGCCAGCCUCUUCCCGCCCGUGUGGCCACACCAACUUCUCAGCCAGACCCUUGCAAGAGCCAGGCCUGAGCAUCUUGUUGGAGAGUUACUAUGAGCACGAGGUGCGCCUGUCGCCGCAUGUGCUAGGUCACAGCAAGGCCCACGUGAGCCGGAUCGUGGGUGAACUAGUGCAGGCAGGCCGCGCCCGAGGGUCUCCAGGCCCCAUCACCGGGGGAGCACUGGCCUUGGCCUUCAGGGGAGAUUUCAUCCAAGUGGGCAGCGCCUACGAGCAGCAUAAAAUCCGCCGGCCAGACAGCUUCGACGUGCUGGUGCCACUGCGCCUGCCGCCGCAGGUGGCGCUGGAGCCACGGAGUCUGGGGAGAGAGCCCACACUGGCCCCCGCCUUCCGCAGUUGCUUCGUGUGUGCCCUCAAGGCACCGCCCUCGCCGUCGGGGACCUCGACAGGCCAGUGGCAUCGGGACUGCAAGCCCUUCGCUGAAGGGUUCUGUGUGGAUGUGCAGGGCCGGCGCCACCUCUCGGCUACCUUGGUGCUGCGAUGGUUCCAGGCGCACCUCCAGCGCUCCUUGGCCACUGUGCGCUACAGCCUGGAGGGUCGCUGUCGGGUCAGCCUGACCCCAGGUGGUCUGGAGCAGCCUCCCAUCCUCCACAUCCUUCCUUGCCGCACCGACUAUGGCUGCUGUCGCCUUUCCAUGGCCGUGCGCCUCAUCCCCGCUGUCCAUCUGGGCGAUGGCGUCUUCCUUGUGGCACCGCCACCACCACCCUCGCCCAGUGGGGCCCUGUCAGAGCUCCCGGGUGGCCUGCGCUCAGAGGCACUGUGGGGUGUGAAUACAGCACGCCAGGAGCAGAAAUUGCUGGGCUGUCUUCAGGAACGGGCGCCUCCAGGUGCCUGCUACCUCAAGUGCCUACAGCUGCUUAAGGCUCUUCGAGACCUGGGUGCCCGCGGGCUGGACCCUGUGGCUGCUACCCAAUGGGGACGCAUCCUGUCCUCCUACGUGCUCAAAACGGUGUUGUUGGCGGUGCUUCUGAAUGAGGGCGGCCCCAUGCACAGCUGGGACGAGGCACACCUGAGUGAGUGCUUGGAGAAGCUAGUGAAGUUCCUUAGGGACUGUCUGCUGCGACGGCGAGACCUCUUCCACUGUGUCCUGGGCCCAGGUGGGGCAGCUGCCGAAGUGGGCCCCCUGCCCAAAGCGUUGCGCGAGGCAUCUCCGGUUGACCUCCUGGCACCUUUCGACCUGCGUGCCCGGGAGCUUGCAGCAGCGCGGUUGCUGUCCACCUGGCGAAGGUUGCCCCAGCUUCUCCGGGCCUAUGGUGGCCCCCGCUAUCUUGCCAGGUGCCCCUCAACCCGGAGUCAACGCAUCCAGGGCUUCCCGGAAGAUGAACCAUGAACCCUGAUUACACUCCACCCGACCAAAUGCCCCUCUCCCACACGAUAGGAGUGAGGGUGGCAGUUAAAUUCGAGAUGAGCUGCAGAAAGUGUUAGGAAAUUUGGAGGGUGUUAAAGACUCUGGUGGCAUGUUCUGCCCUAGGCUCAAUGAGCCAAGAUAGCUGUGGCAUCCCCUGCAGGCCCAUUAGAGUGUCCUGGGUGGCCUUAUACACAAAGAUCUCUCUGCUCCCAACAGGCACAAUCAUGUUUGACAUACCUAUUUGUUAGAUACUAGGUUCUCAGCUAGGUUCCCAGUUUUUGGAGGGGUGUUGUAUGUUUGUUUAAGUUAUGGGGCUGGAAUCCUGGGCUUUGCGUAUGCUAGGUAGGUACUCCACAACAGAGCUACACAUCUUUAGGUCUCCUAGUUUUGUUUUUAAAGGGGAGAAAAAUCCUUGUCCACAACUGGAAUUGAGAUUCUAGUCCAGCUGUUAGUGUUCCAGAAUCAUAAUUUAGCCAUUCCCAUGAGCAUUCAUGUCUUUUUAAUGGUGCAAUCACAAGUUUGCUGAGCAAGAGUAAUGAAAUUGCUAUACAUUAAGUGACUUGUGCUAAGAGCUGGUUGGGAGCUGGUUGGCGACUUUCAGAGCAAGCAACACUUUAUGUCCAGUGGUUCUCUUGUCCAGUGGUGGUUGGAACCAGGGGCUAUUCAGAGGAUGCUCUAUGUAGUCGUUACCCCCACCGUUCACCACUCUCCAGGUCACAGGUGAGGAUCGGCAGUGACACUCGUCAUCUGUUCAUUUGAUCCAGGUACAAUGCAGAAGGAAAGGAUACUUAAUUAAGACAGGACUGGCAAAAGUGUGAAACCUAAGUCUUGAAAAAGAUCCUGCCUAAGGCUCCCUGUCAGCUGGACACAACCUCCGCUUUGUUUCAAAGCUUCUGAGCCCAGGGCGCUGCAGGCCUGUUGUAGAGUUUAAGAACCUAGAAGAAAAUGCUUGGCAAGCUGCCUGGUAAGGUUAGGCUGCAGUGAUACCUAGUGUUGGGUUAGAGGUUGGAAGGUUCUCGAUUGUCCAGAUGACCUUAUACAGUCUUGAAGGCCAGCUCUUGCUUCUGCUUAUGACCUGUGAAAGAGUAGCUUGCAGUAUAUGCUUGGGGACCUGUCAUUUCUCACCAGUGGGCAGAAGAGGUGGGCCACAGGAACUGAGGGAGGAAUGAGGGAGCUGGCCGUAGAGUGCUCUGCUCUUCCUGCUGUGAGUUCCCCCAGGCUGGGUGUAUCUUGCAGUUGGGAAGAGCCCACUCUCCAGGGCUUCUCAUUCUCCAGGCUUCCUGACAUCUCCGAACAGCAGCUCAAGUUUAGAACUUUCCAUCUUCCUCUCUCCUAGUGGGGAGUGUGGCCAGUCUCAGCAAUAAACUUAGGGAUUUUCUUUUUUAAACAGCAAAGAUCUGCUCCCUUAGACUCUGAAGUGAAGGUUGGAAGACAAAAACAGUCACAUGAAUAAGGCCAUUGUUUAUCCCCUAGCUAUCUGGUGGGAGCUCUGCAAACCCCUUCUUUAGGGCACUGUUGGCAGUCCAUGGGAAUAGAUUGUAAGGAACUUCUCUAUAGAGCUGUGUAGGCUUCUUGUGCCCAUUGCAGCUGUGGGCUGAAAGUCUCAGGAAACAGCUGUCUCAUUGAGUUGUUUGGGGGACCAUUCCUCUUGAUACCCCAAAGUCCUUCCUAGUAUUUUGAGGCCAAUAUUUGGUCCUAAGGUACGGCAUUGGAUGCAGAGGUUGUUCCGCCAGCCUCUUGCAAGGAUAGAAACUGCACAAUGGAUUUUAUUUUAAUUACUUUAGAAAGUCAAUGCCAAGGGAAGAUUGUGUGUGUGCGUGCGUGUGUGUGUGUGUGUGUGUGUGUGUGUGUGUGUGUGUGUAUACUACAUACAUAAUUUCCAUAUUCAGCCUGUUGAUUCCUCUAUAGUCAUUAAGUUGGAAUAGGGGACAGUGAGGCAAUUUUCGAAUUAUUAGAUUCCUUUUUUUAAAAAAAAUAAUCUUGAUUUUAAAGUAUAAAUCUGGCUAUUGUCAUAAAUAUGAAUAGCUUGUAUAAAUAUCUUUCUUGUAGGUUUUUCCCAUUAUUUUUAUUUUUUCUGGUUAAUUAACCAAAGCUUCAUCCAUCCUCAAAGUUUUAAAAUUUUAUUAUUAUUAUAUUAUUAUUAUUAAAUUAAUGGG